Messenger RNA from Spirodela intermedia, 1373 nucleotides. The record is from the annotation of a GenBank genome assembly. NCBI's taxonomy places the organism in Eukaryota, Viridiplantae, Streptophyta, Magnoliopsida, Alismatales, Araceae.
AUGUCAAAAGAUACAUUGUGAAGCAUAAGGCGAAACUGGUUGUGAAGGGGUAUUAUCAAAGGCAAGGAAUCGACUAUGAUGAGGUAUUUGCUCCUGCGGUCCGAUUUGAAUUUAUUCGUGCUCUUAAUACCAUUGCAGCUCCAUAAGGAAUGGUUGUUGCAUCAUUUCGACGUAAAGUCUGCCUUUCUGAAUGGAGAGGUAGAGGAGGAGUUAUAUGUCAAGCAAUCGAAAGGUUUUGUUGUAAAGGACAGAGAGAACUUUAUUUUGAAGCUGAGAAAGCCCUUUAUGGACUUAAGCAAGCUUCACAAAUACCUAGUCUCACUCGGAUUCUCAAGAAGUAAAAAUGAGCAAGCAGUUUAUUUGAAGUGGUCUGAUAAAUCACACUUGAUUAUUAGAGUCUAUGUGGAUGAUCUACUAGUCAUAGGUGAAAAAGACAGUGAAAUUAACGAGUUCAAAGAUUAAAUGAUGCAAUUUUUGAGAUGAGUGAUCUCAGACAACUUUGCUCUUAUUUGGACAUUGAAAUGGCGCAAGGAGGAGCUAGAAUCACCCUGUCACAAAGAGCCUAUGCACUGAAUAUACUGGAUCUUGCAAGGAUGAGGGAGUGCAAUCUAGUUCACGGUCCUCUUGAAGCAAGAGUCAAACUCAGUCAACAAAAUUCAGGAUCUUCAAUUGACUCUACUUACUUCUGAAGUCUCAUCGGAAGCUUAAGGUACUUGACUCACUUGCCCUGAUCUGACUUUCUCCGUGGGAUUACUGAGCAGGUUUAUGGAGCAUCCGACUUCAGAACACCUCCCAGCGAUCAAGCACAUUCUAAGGUACGUAAAAGGUACAAUUGAUUAUGGAUUAGUCAAUGAGAAAGGUCAGACCAAAGUAAAUUUAGUCGACUAUAGUGAUAGCGACUUUGCUGGAGAUGUGGAUGACCGAGAGAGUACCUCAAGGCAAGCUUUCUUCCUCGGUGAAAUGUUGAUCUGUUGGGCCUCUCAGAAGUAGAAGACAGUGGCUUUAUCCUCGUGUGAGGCGGAGUAUAUUGCUGCCACUGCUGCCGCAUGUCAGGGUGUGUGGCUAAAUCGUCCAUCAGCGAAUUAAGAGGAGAAGAAGAGAGGACAAUAAAAUUGCUUGUGGAUAACAAAUCUGCCAUCAUCCUAAGCAAGAAUCUAGUGCAUCAUAAUCGUACGAAGCACCUUGAUACAAGAUAUCACUUUAUUCGUCAGUGUGUGGAGGAGAAGAAGAUCACGUUGGAUUAUGUGAAGACGGAGGACCAGCUGGCCGAUAUCCUCACAAAAUCACUCGGAAGGCAGAAAUUCAUGGAGAUGAGAUGGCAGAUGGGUGUUCGGAACAUUCGCACGGAGGAGCAGGAGCAAGGAGGAGAUUGA